CCAAACGAUUGAUAACCUACCUCUAGCUGAAUGAAAACCCAAGAGCUCAAAGACGGCCGGAACGCCCAUGCAACAAAGAUAGCUCUAACAGCAAUAUCGGCGAUGGCGGGGGAAACAGCAACUUUCCCGAUUGACCUCAUAAAGACGAGGCUUCAACUCCACGGUGAAUCUCUCGCCUCAUCUCGCCGGACAUCCGCCGUUCGAGUAGUAUCAGAGAUCUUAAAAAACGACGGCGCUUUUGGACUAUACAAAGGAUUAUCACCGGCAAUUAUAAGACAUCUAUUUUACACUCCAAUCCGAAUCGUGAAUUAUGAAUUUUUGCGGAAUUUUUUGGUUCCUGCUGAUCAUACUCUCUCUCUCCCUAGCAAAUCUAUUAUUGGUGGAAUAUCUGGUGUUAUUGCUCAGGUUGUGGCAAGCCCAGCUGAUCUUGUCAAAGUUAGGAUGCAAGCAGACAGUAGAAUGGUAGGUCAGGGUAUGGAACCUCGAUAUCGUGGGCCAUUUGAUGCUUUCAACAAGAUUAUUCGGACUGAAGGCUUUGGGGGACUUUGGAAAGGCGUACUCCCAAAUGUCCAAAGAGCUUUUUUAGUUAACAUGGGAGAAUUGGCAUGCUAUGAUCAUGCAAAGCGCUUUGCUAUCAACAACAACAUAGCGAAUGAUAAUAUUUAUGCACACACUUUAUCAUCUAUAAUGUCAGGCCUGUCAGCGACUACAUUGAGUUGUCCGGCAGAUGUAAUUAAGACAAGAAUGAUGAAUCAGGCUGCUGACAAGCAAGGGAAGAAUAAGUAUAGAAACUCUUAUGAUUGCCUUGUCAAAACUGUCAGAAUUGAAGGAGUCAAAGCAUUGUGGAAGGGAUUCUUUCCUACAUGGGCCAGGCUUGGCCCUUGGCAAUUUGUAUUCUGGGUAUCAUAUGAGAAAUUCCGACAAAUUGCUGGUCUCUCGUCAUUUUAACCAAUUCAUCAUGCUGUGCAUUAUAAAACAGUGGAGCAAAGCAUUGAAGCUGAAAAGGCAAUCAAAACUCAACCGAAUGGUCAAAAGAUGCUGAAGUUCUGCAGGCGGAACAGGACAUGCUCCUAGUUCGCACAUAACUGAUCCGAGAGCUCAUCGAACGUCAAGUAUAUAUGAAGAUUCCACUGUCGCAGGUGCCCAAGACAAGUUCUCUACCGUAUGCAAAUUAAAGUUCAGAGCCGAAAAGUUGGACCAUUGCUACCGCAAGCGGAGAAGUCUAGUUCCAACCGUGCACACAAAAAACAUCAGAGAGGUGCAAAAUAACGGUAAAUAGUUAAUUAAAUUAUAGAAGAUAAACUAAGGUCUUCUAGGAAUUUUUCUUUUUAAUAAAUAAAUAAAUUUUAAAAGAGACUAGUCGAAUUAUAUAAUAACUAACGUUACAUGCCGCCAUUUUCUUUGUUUUAUUUC
This is a messenger RNA of Nicotiana tabacum (common tobacco), 1413 nucleotides long. RefSeq names its product mitochondrial uncoupling protein 3. NCBI's taxonomy places the organism in Eukaryota, Viridiplantae, Streptophyta, Magnoliopsida, Solanales, Solanaceae. The record is from RefSeq and is a predicted model, not a curated record.